Molecule: messenger RNA, 946 nt
Organism: Pomacea canaliculata
Lineage: Eukaryota; Metazoa; Mollusca; Gastropoda; Architaenioglossa; Ampullariidae
Exons: 3
Coding region: 179-829 (216 amino acids)
Source: RefSeq, a predicted model, not a curated record
CGAUCAGUCGAACAAACAAGUGUACCAAUGCUUACAGAUUAAUCAAUCUUCUAACUGGGGUUAGCCGCCCACUUAAGAUUAAUAGGCAAAGUAGUUCCAUUCAGCCUUCGACGAAGGAGCACGCGGUCAGAUUUCCAGCAAACCUUCAAGACAAGGCUGUAAGCACCAUCGUGACGUCAUGCCACAGGCGACCAAUCGCCAGCUGGUGCGGGACAUGAACAACACGCCGGUGGGGCGCGGCACGGUGUACAACGAGAUGCUGAAGAUCAGCGCCACCACACGCGAGCGCGCGCGCAAAGCCAACGAAGGGGAGCAACUGCGCCUGGACAAAGUGGCUCGCUUGCUGGAGCGGCACCAGCGCGUGACGGAUCACGUGACAGCUCGCGUGCAGGAGCGCGUGCAGCAGGGUCUGAAGGAGAUGCGGGCAUUUCAGCACGUGCUGCAAGACCGCUACAGCGUGCGUCACUUCCGCACCCUGCAGCCCUCGCCAGUGCGCAUGUCCAACCGGAGGCGGAAGCUGGAGACAAUGUUUUACCACUCCGGGUUCUCGCAAAAGGCCAUGCAGCCGGAAAUUAAACGACAGAUGAAGAAGGAAGAUCCAGAGUAUCUGCGCCGUAAGUUCAAGGCACAGAUUCUAGCGAGAAGUCGACAGGAAGUGGUGCGUCUGGUAGCUCGCAACACCAUGUUGUCGAGGACACUGACAGCGCCCCUGUCUCCGGGUCAGAACCUACAGGAAUCGACCUCUGCAACAGCGUUGACUCCUGCACCCACACAACAUCUAGAAGAAUUUGAGCAACAUCUGCCACAGCGCGUGUGCAUGCAAAAGUAAACGAGACUGGUAUCUGCUUUAGCGAUGGCACCAGCUGAAUCAUGUGACCUCAACAGUUCCCACUGUAACUAUUUCAAAAUAUCUUGUGUGAUAUACAUUGAUGCAAUAGCGCACAGC